Chenopodium quinoa (quinoa) is the source of this 1293-nucleotide messenger RNA. RefSeq lists its product as uncharacterized. NCBI's taxonomy places the organism in Eukaryota, Viridiplantae, Streptophyta, Magnoliopsida, Caryophyllales, Amaranthaceae. Gene Ontology annotation, molecular function: nucleic acid binding; zinc ion binding. The transcript has a single exon. The coding region runs from base 1 to 1293 and encodes 430 amino acids. The record is from RefSeq and is a predicted model, not a curated record.
AUGACUGAGGAAUUAACGAGACGGUGGGAGAAAUUACGGAUCACAAAUGAUGAGGAGGAUGUUGCAAUUUUGGAGAAGAAUGAAGUGGAUCGCUCGGUAGACAAUAUUGACCUCUCAUUAGUUGGGAAAGUAUUGUCAAUCAGACCAUACAACUUUGAGGCUAUGCAGAACACCCUGAAGAAGGUAUGGUCGUUAUCUAGAGGAGUAAUAUUUAGAAAGAUUGAGAACAACCUUUUCAUCAUUCAAUUUUUUCAUUGGAAGGAUAGGGAGAAAAUUCUGAACGGAGAACCAUGGAUAUUUGAUAACAAUGUUGUUAUAUUGAAGGAGACUAAUGGGGCAGAACAACCCGAGUCGAUUGAUAUGAGAUUAUGCCCUUUCUGGAUUAGAUUAUAUAAUUUACCACUUGAUUGUCGAUCGAAUCGAGAUGUUAAAACUAUUGCAGAGAAAGUGGGAUACGUUCUGGAGGUGGAAGAUGAUUUGCUCGGGUGGGAUAGAUCAAGAAGGGCGAGGAUCCUACUGGAUACCACGAAACCUAUACGGAGGAUUCAAAAGAUCCGAAACAAAGAGGGUAUAGACACAUAUGUUCAAUUUAAAUAUGAACGUCUACCGAAUCUCUGUUUCUCGUGUGGUAUUCUUGGUCACACUGAGAAGGACUGCCCUAAUGAGGAGGGAGAUGAAGAGGGGGAGGGGAAACAAUGGGGUAUGUGGCUAAGAGCAUCUCCACGGAAGGGUCUAUCACAAAAAAAGGAAGAGAUGGACAGGUUGCAUGGUGGUAGAAACCUGGUAUUCACCCAUAAGCCCAAUAUGGGAAAUCAUAGGGAGGAAGGGGGUAAGAUUGUGCAAAGUGGCAAGGGUAAGGAAAGAGAGGCUCAGGUGGUGGUACUUAAUGAUGAAAAGUACAACAACCAAGGUGAUAAUAGAUUGACACCCUUAAUAUCCAAGCACAAAAACCCUGUAAAGGGGCAAGAUGAGGGGGAAGAAGAAUUAGAAUGCAAUCCCACUCAAGAUGCAACCGAUACAGAGAGGCCCCAACUAGGUAUGCAUCCGAAAGGUGAUGAAACUGUGCAAACUGCGGAUAUGGGUAUUAAGAAAAGAGGAUGGCAAAGAAUUGACAAAAUGCACAUGGGUUACACAGGUGAGAUAAGAAAAAAAGGGGCAAGUGGAAAGAGUGAGGCAGGGAACAAGAGGUCUAUGUGGGAUAAUGACAAGGAUGGGGAGUUGGUAAUGCAGGUGGAGGGGGAAAAGAGAAGAAAGAAGGAGGGCGAUGGUGUAACCGGGGACGGUAAUAUCUAA